UGGAGUGAGGCGCGCAAGGGACGACACCAAGUAGACAUAUUCUAGUCACUAGUAUCGUCGAUUUUGCUCGUGUUAUGGAAAAACUUAAACUUCAUCUAAGAAAUGUGUUACCUGAAUGCUUUUGUCCUUUACAAUGGAUUCACCUGCUGCAGUUUUUCAACGGUGGCUUAGCUCGAUAGUUUAAAAAAGGAGUUUGAUUGCCAGGAUUAUUUAUGCAUAUAGCUGCUGUGACGAAGAAAUUAGCUAGCUAGUAACGUUAGCUAGCUAACCUUGGUUCUUGUUAGCUAGGUAACGGGCUAAUAAGGAAUUAUUUUUGCAAUUUUUGUUGGCUAGCUCGUACCUAGCCGGAUAAACUAUCCAGAACUGGGGACCACAAUCCAAAAAGUCAAGGAAAGUCGCUUGUCGUCGAAGAGUUGUUGACUCCUCCGUUCUCGGCUGGGUGUCCCACACACAGACAGUUUACAGUCAAGCCGGGAGUAAAGCACUGCCGCUGCUCGCUACCUGCCUGGUAGCUACCACCACAACGGGCCUUGUUGCUGAGGCGACAAUGCUUGAAAUAAUGUCUGAACACCAAGAUUCGUUAUUGAAGUGCAAAACGGAGACUCUGCCUCCAGAGAGGAGAAAGAGGACCGUCGAAGACUUUAACAAGUUCUGCAACUUUGUCUUGGCAUAUGCAGGCUAUAUCCCCAAUCCUAAAGAGGAAGGUCCGUGGUCGCCAGCGUCCUCCAGCUCCCCACACAGCUCAGGGGCAUCGGGGGAAAGUGGCGGUGGAGGUGGCGGCAGCUCUUUGGGGGCCAGCUGGGGAGACGGCGGCAAUGACCUGCACACCAUCCACACGUUUGUCCACAAGGCCCGCGCCAACAAGGGCAAGAGCAUGCGCCGCAUGCACUCGGACAGCUCCCUGCUGGACAAGAUGCGUCUGAAAGACUCUUUGUACGACAGCCAGACUGCCAGCAAGGCAGAGCGCAAGAAGGACAAAAAGCUCAAAAAGUUGUCGAUGGGUUCCGCUAUUGUCGGUGCGGCCGACAGCGGGAGCAGUGGCGGUGAGAAGAGGGCCCGCAUCAAGCGCAGCAAAAACCCCAAGCAGCCCAAAGCCCUCAAGAAGCUUAAGAGCUCGGCCACUCAAAGCGAGACAGACUCUGAGACCGGUCACGCCCACCCCGGGGAGCGCUCGGUCCGAGAGGACCUGACAGGGCACAGUGUCUCCUCCCCAGGAAUGCAGGGGCUGGCCAAGAUGCAGGCAGGAAUGGUGUCCAACCGUGAGGCAGAGAUGAGUUCGAGUGAAGGCGAGACAUGGAUAGCCGACGAGGACAUCAUGGUGGAGUCAGGUGACGACUCUUGGGACUUGAUCACCUGUUACUGCGGCAAGCCAUUUGCGGGGAGACCCAUGAUCGAGUGCAACCAGUGCGGAGUGUGGGUCCAUCUGUCAUGCGCCAAGAUCAAGAAGUCCAACGUCCCUGACAUAUUUUACUGCCACAAGUGCAGGGACACUCGACGGUCUGGGCAAAAGAAAGACCCCUAAAGAGAGAGGGGGUGGGAGGGACUGUAUCCCUCCUAUAUCCCUUUUCAAUCUACCCUUUUUUCUGUGUACUACUACAACCAAGUUCUUUUCUGCAAUGCCUACAGCUGAUUGUUAACCCUCACCUGGACGGCAACUGUAUCGUUCGUUUUCUAGGUUUUCUUUUUUGACAAUCACCAUCCUCACUUAUUCAUGUAGGUUCUUUGUCACGUUCUGCCUCUGUGAAAACUGUACUAAAACAGGAAGAUAUUGGGACGAGAUCUCUUUAUUAUCUGUAACAUACAAAUAGACACUCUUGCUCCGUAGUCUUACUAAAUUGAGACUGGCUUACUUUUUUUAUUGAAAUGUUAAGGCAACCAUACAGAUAUCCAUCUCCUGGCUUUCCUAUUAAUAAGGUCAUAGCAUAAGGUGCAUGACAAGGUAUAGAUAAUUAUUUAUUUAGGAUAUUGAUGGGCUGCUUUUCCGUCUGUCAACGUUCAAAGAAAAAAGCUUGUAUUUUAUAAUGGUACAUCAACAUUUGUCAGACCCUCUGUAACCAGUGUUCAAUGCGACUGCCACACCAUGGCACAGGCACAACCCUUUUCAUUAUCUGAAAAGAAAACGGAUACUCAUGUUUAUUUUUGUCCGUAAGUUUCUCUUUUUAGGUCUAAGAGGGCGUCUCUCGUGUUGAUUUUUUGUUGUGUUGAAAUUUCUCAUGUAAGCUUUUGAUUUGGGAUUUGUUAAUUAGUUUCUGUCUAUUACACUCAGUACCCGCUUACCACAGUGUUAAGCCACUGAGAUCUCGCUCAUUGGAUGUUUUCUGAUUCAAACAAAUACUAGACCAAAUCUGAAAUAUGCACAGACUAUUGAGCUACAACAGUGCACUUAAAAAAAAAAAAAAGUUGAGCCCAAACCAAACACACCUUUGUCGUUAUUUUUCAUUGGAAAGUUAAUUCCUUUACAGUUUUGCCAAUUGCUAAUAGCCUGUAACUUUUAAACUAAGGGAUGUGCUGUAAAGUUUUUUGAUGCAGCCCAUAACCAUUAAAUAUUUUUUGCUUUAUUCGCCCUUUUUUAUUUUUUGUCAACUGGUGCUGUAUAAACUUUGAGGAGUGGGUCAACAUUUGCUACAUCACCACUUGAUUACUUUGAGUUUCCUCCGCAUGACAAUGGAAUCCUAUGACUACCUGUUGGUUGCGGUUUGACACGGCGACAGACUUCAAAUUCCUCUACAAUUCUUCUUCCGUGGUUUUUAGUUUUUAUUCACAUUUUGUGUGCGUUUUGUUUUUCAUUAUCGAGAGACUUCUGGUUUGGGAGAAUGAUGUAAUUGUUGUUAACUGUCGUGACGGAAAAAGUUGGAGAUUUGCUUCACCUUGUAGAAGUGGCUUGAACAUCUUUUUGCAUGAAUGGUUGUAAAAUAUACUUUGUAUUAUCAUUCUUUUUUGGGGGUUUAAAACUUUUCUGAAAACGCUAGUUGAGAUUUGCUUCCGAAUCAGAGAAUAACAUACAAAUCCCGGCCCCUCAUGAUUCUCAUUCGUGAAACGAAGUUGACUGUUUGUAUUGUACAGAAAAAUAAGUUGAUAUCACCAGAGUCGUGGCAGGUCCUUUUAUGUUGGUUGGUUUUACCUUGCUUUUUUUGUUGGUGGAAGAGUCAUGUUUAGUCCCCAAAAAGCAAAUGCACUCUUGCCACCACCCUUCCCUUUGAUUCUCUGUAUAUACCAUGUUCUUCGAUAACUGUACAUAUGUGAAAGUGAAAAGAGAGGAAAAAAAGCCAAGCAAAUGUUAUAUUUUCGGCAUCUGGUAUUGUUUUUCUUUAACUGUAGCUUGAAAAAUUAAAACUUCUUCUUUUUUGGGGA
Molecule: messenger RNA, 3351 nt
Organism: Coregonus clupeaformis (lake whitefish)
Lineage: Eukaryota; Metazoa; Chordata; Actinopteri; Salmoniformes; Salmonidae
Product: PHD finger protein 23B-like
Exons: 5
Coding region: 548-1522 (324 amino acids)
Biological process (GO): negative regulation of autophagosome assembly; positive regulation of protein ubiquitination; negative regulation of autophagosome maturation
Source: RefSeq, a predicted model, not a curated record